This is a messenger RNA of Apus apus (common swift), 3086 nucleotides long. It is a transcript of the gene SNX8, whose product is annotated as sorting nexin 8. Lineage: Eukaryota; Metazoa; Chordata; Aves; Apodiformes; Apodidae. Gene Ontology annotation, biological process: retrograde transport, endosome to Golgi. The transcript is spliced from 12 exons. The record is from RefSeq and is a predicted model, not a curated record. The coding region runs from base 671 to 1909 and encodes 412 amino acids. Gene Ontology annotation, molecular function: phosphatidylinositol binding.
GCGGCUGGCCAGCUCCCAGCGAGCCUCCUCCUGCUCAGCUGAGGGGCGAGUGUGUCCACAAAUAGGCCGUCCCCGAGCGUUGUAGCAGUCUCUACACGACCUGUGGGGGUUGAUUGGGUUGUGUUUUUUUAAUUAACGCUAUCCGUCAGGUGAGAAGCGCUCGGGGGGCGGGAGGAGCCUCGCCCGGGGCCGUGAGCCGGGCUCGGGGCGGGCUCCCCGGUGCAGCGGCGAGACAGGCCACGAGCGUCCCUCUCCAGUGUUUUCCGGUGACCCGGAGGGUUCCCUUGCCCAGCGCCAACACCUCGGUGUGGUUUUUAGCCUGUGGAAGUGGUUGUGUCUCAUGCUGGCUGCCGAUGCGACCAGCUUUCUGGAAGAAUUGACCUCUCUGUCUAUCAAAUCAUAACCGGCUUUAGGCACCUCAGGCAGGUGCAGAAGCGCGGACUGGCGGGGUUGUUUUCAGCGUGCAUGCUAAGAGCAUUCGAAGUGGCAAAGGGAGCUUGGAGUUUGGCUUGGAUACCACCUUGGGAUUUCAGUGACGCCUUUAGAGUCCUCUACUCAGCAAUUUGAGGGUGAGUGGAACAGUGCAGAGAUUUUGGCACUAGCAGCUGGAGCCUGUUACUAUUUGGCAAAGCCUCCAGUAAAUGAACCGAGGGAACCGGAACAGUUUCUAAUGCAGGCGCCCCAGGGAAAUCCACUGCUGCUUUCCCACACCCUACCAGAGCUAUUGAGCAAGGAUAGUGUGCAGGUGGAGCUUAUACCUGAGAAGAAGGGCCUUUUUCUGAAACAUGUGGAAUACGAGGUUUCCAGCAAGAGAUUCAAAUGCUCGGUCUACAGGCGGUACAAUGACUUUGUGGUGUUCCAUGAGAUGUUGCUGCAGAAGUUCCCAUAUCGGAUGGUGCCAGCACUUCCACCCAAGAGGAUGCUGGGAGCUGAUCGAGAAUUCAUAGAAUCUCGGAGGAGGGCGCUGAAGCGGUUUAUAAACCUGGUGGCUCGACAUCCCCCUUUCUCAGAAGAUGUGCUCCUGAAACUCUUUCUGUCUUUCAGUGGCUCAGAUGUACAGAAUAAGCUAAGAGAGUUGGUCCAGGGAGUAGGAGAUGAAUUUAUGACCUGCAGAUUAGCUACACAGGCCAAGGACUUCCUUCCAGCUGACAUACAGGCCCAGUUUGCUGCCAGCAGGGAGCUCAUCAGAAAUAUUUAUAACAGCUUCUAUAAGCUUCGGGACCGUGCAGAGAGGAUAGCUUCUCGAGCCAUUGAUAACGCCUCGGAUCUGCUCAUAUUUGGCAAGGAGCUAAGUGCUUUGGGCUCAGACACUACACCACUUCCUUCCUGGGCUGCUUUGAAUAACAGCACAUGGGGGACUCUGAAACAAGCCUUGAAGGGUCUGUCUGUUGAAUUUGCACUUCUGGCAGAUAAGGCUGUGCAGCAGGGUAAACAGGAAGAGAAUGAUGUGGUGGAGAAGCUGAACCUUUUCCUGGAUUUACUCCAGUCCUAUAAAGACCUGUGUGAAAGACAUGAGAAGGGGGUAUUGCACAAGCACCAGCGAGCACUGCACAAGUACAGCAUGAUGAAGAAGCAGAUGAUGAGUGCCACUGUGCAGAACAAAGAACCGGAAUCGGUGGAGCAACUGGAGUCUCGGAUUGUGGAGCAAGAAAAUGCUAUCCUAACCAUGGAGCUGCGGAAUUACUUCUCCCUGUACUGCCUGCAUCAGGAGACACAGCUUAUCCACAUCUACCUGCCUCUCACCUCUCACAUUCUGGGGGCCUUCGUCAACUCCCAGAUCCAGGGUCACAAAGAGAUGAGUAAAGUUUGGAAUGAAUUGAAGCCGAAGUUGAGCUGCCUCUUCGUGGGAUCUAGCAAUAUGCCAACUCCACCAUUGUCACCUCCAGAGGGAAACUUCUUCUCCAAUUAAUGCUCUGAGCAUCUAGCAUGGAGCAAGAAGUGCAAUCAAGGAAGGGGUGGAACUUCUACCUCCAGAUGUUAGAAUGAAUCCUCCAGACAGCUUUUUUUCUUUUUUUAAUUUUAUUUUUUUUAUACUGCUGCUUUGAGCUGCUCUCUGAUUUAGACAGACUGGAUGUGGGGCAGAACAUUCAGAUGUAAAGACAACCUCUUAGUUUUCAAAUGCUCUGGGGCAGAGCUGGUGUUCAUUAUCCUGCAGACACUCUUCAUGGGGUCAGGGAGUGACCUGGUGCAGUGAGUGUUGCAGUGUUGUUGCUGAUGCCUCUGCAUCUUGUGCUACCAGUCCUCCAGUAAUGUGUGUCCUCACACAUGCUGACACAUCUCUGCGCAUCUCUGAGGUGCUGAGAUGAACAGGGUAUUUGCAGCACCUGCUUGCAGUUAGAGAUGGAUUGCCUUUUAAGCUUGGGAGGGCCUGUGUUAGAGGCACAAGGAAAGCUGAAAGCCAUCCCCCAUCCCAUUGAGGGGUGUCUGGAUUUUGUUUCUUACUGCUAGACCUUAGUGCAAAGUAUGUGACUGAGGUGGUUGGAUUUGCUAACCCAGCUGGGGAAGGGGCAGUGCUGCAGUGUGACUAUCAUUUUCCCAGUGAGGCUUGGCAGUUUGGAUUUGUCAGUGUGUUUCAGUUCAUGGUUGCAGGGCAGCCCUGGAAUUUGCUCCUGUUUUUCAGUUUGGGUUCAGGAACUUAAAGGAGUUUGUCUGGCAUAAAUGAAAAAAUAAUUGAAUAAAACACUCCUUAAUUGUAAGCCACUCAUACUAAAUGAGCAGAACAGCUACAAGGUAGCUUGUUUAUUUUCUUCUGGAGGUUCUGACAUCUAUCUGUUGAGUAGCAGUUUAGGACUAUUGGAGAGCUGCUGACCCAAAGGCUGGUAUGUUCCUUGGUCUACUAACAGAUGAAGUAUCCUGUUACACCAGCAGGCUGGGACAAACUGCUGAUAAAAUUAUUUAGCAAAAAAUCAGUAUUUAUCAGGAAAUUACUGUAAUUCUUUUUUUCUAGCUCUGGGUAGCACUGGAGUGUGUUUGUGAGGGAGAGAAGACAAUUAAGUGACCGUUCUUUCUCUCUCUAAAAAUAGCACAGUCCUUUGUAAUGGGGUUUUCAGAAUGAUUUGUGAUUGUGAUAAAGGGACUGAACAUUC